UGCUGACUUUGUCUCUCCUUCGGCAGUGCUGGUACCGGGCUUUUCUCUGAUUCUCCAUGGCAGCAGCACAAGGCCCUGUGAGCUGUGAGCCCGACACCCGCGUCCUCGGCACCUACCUCUCCUCUGUGCCCGUUGGCAGCAUGGGCAGCGUGGGCAGCCUGGUGGAGAAGCAGGACCUGUCCCCCCUGGAGCUGCGGGCCCCGCUGGGGGGCACACGGGGGCUUCGGCAGCCUGAUGGCUUGCUGCGAAAGGGGCCGAGCCAGCGGGAGCUCUUCGGAUACCUGCACGGAGCCAAAAAGGAGACACGGUCGGAACGGAAGCACCAGGCAUCAGGAGCGUGCUACAAGCGGGACUACGAGAGUGACCGCGAGAACCGAUCCCCUGAGCGCUGCUCCCGGGAGCAUCACCGCGGAGCUGACUUCUCCAAAAGCUCGCUGCCUGAGAGGGGCCGCUUCGACAAGUGCCGCAUCAGGCCCUCGGCCUUCAAGGCAGUGACUGGGAAGGGGCUGGUCUCCAUGCAAGGCCUCUCCUCAUCCAAGGGGCAGAAGCUGUCCAAGAGCAACGGGAGCCUACACACGCUGCUGUCACAGAGCACCACGGCGGCCCCACAGCAUGGCCCGCUCCGCACCCACCUGCUCCACGCCAUCAGCCUGGAUGAAGCCUCUGACUCCAGCCACAACUCCAUCCAGAGCUUCCCCUCCUAUGGCUCCCGCCUCAAGCCUGCCCAGAGCCAGUUCAGCGCCUCCAUGGGCCACAUCAACCACAUUGGGGGUUCCCUGGACAGGGUGUCCCGGAGCCCCAGGGACCCCCUGGCUCCUGAAAAGGCACCCUUGUCCUGCAAGAGCAUGGCCACACUGAGCCGGCUGCAGAGCCCUGGGGAGCCCCCACCGCCCUAUGAGUUCACCUACUCCCUGGAAGAUGCGGUGAAGCAGCUGGAGGAUCGGCUGAAGGAGACUGGGGGAGAGCUGCGGCAGCUCAAGAGGAGCCUCAGUGAGACCGAGGACCCCUUCGCGCAGGCGUUUGAGGACAAGCAGCGGCUGUGGCUGGACGAGCUGGAGGACCUGAAACAGAUGUACGUGGCCAGGCUGCAGCAGGUCACACAGCAGGCACAGCGCGGCCAGCGGGCGCUGCAGCUGCAGCUCUACAAGGCACAGCAAGAGAAGAAGCGGCUGCAGGAGGAGCUGAGCAUGCAGCAGUGCCAGUGCGAGGAGACCAAGCUCCGGCAGUCCCAGGGUGAGCGUGUCAGCCCCAAACUGGAGGAGACCAAGUGGGAGGUGUGUCAGAAGGCAGCAGAAAUCUCCCUGCUGAAGCAGCAGCUCCGGGACACCCAGGAAGAGAUGGCUCAGAAGCUGGGUGAGAUCUUCAGCCUGAAGACGCAGCUGCGGGAGGCCAAGGCGGAGGUCCAGGCCAGGGACUCCCAGCUGGCACAACUGGCUGAUUCCCUCCAGAGCCCCGCGGAGCCUGGCACCUCGCUGCCGCUGGGCGAUGACCCCAUGCCGGCAUGCCAGGACUUCCCUGGCUGUGAAACGGAUGACUCCAAGUGCCGGGGCCUCCACAGCGACUCAGCGGAGCCCCUGGAGCGGCAGGUGGAGUGGCUAUGGGCAGAGUUGCUACGGGAGCGGCGCCAGGGCCAGCUGCAGGCUGUGAACUUUGAGCUGGAGAGGAAAACCUGGCAGGAGGAGAAGGAGAAGGUGCUGCGGUACCAGCGGGAGCUCCAGGCCAGCUACAUGGAGAUGUACCACCGGAGCCAGGUGUUGGAGCGGGAGCUGCGGCAGCUGCGUUCGGAGCCCAGGGAUGUUGGGGCUGACUCGCCAUGGAUUGAGCGGGUGGAGUCCUCCAAGAUCUGAGCAGCACGAUGCCUGUGGGACCGUGAAGGGGGGGUCUCUUGCUGCUGCAAUGGAUGAUCUCAGGGGCUGCACAAGGACUCGCCACUCAUUGCCGCCCUGGGGAGAAGGACUGAUCACCACAAGGGAACUUUUCCUUCUUACAGUGCUUCGGGCCCAUCAGGGGUGUUCGCUGGAGGGGGGAUCAUCUGUACCAGGGGUCUUGCAUGUGCCCCGUGCUCUGACUCCGGGAUCAUUUGCCCUGCACUCCCUUCUACCAUUGGGGGCAUAAGACCGAAUGCCCUGUGAGCCAUUCCCCAUCCCUCCCGCUCUGUUCCCCUUUUCCCUUCAACCUGUAACUUAAUAAUCAUGCUAAGGGAGAGGCUCGAGCCCUGUCCCCAUCCCCACGGCCCUUUUGUGGGUUCCAACGGGGUCCUGGGAGCUCUCAGUGCCCUGGGUCUGGCCGAGGUGGUGCUGCUGCUGCUGGGAAGGCCCCGGAGGAGCUGCAUGCAGGGAGAGGGGGAGCUGCCCCAGCGCUGCAGCUGGGCUCUUUCCGUGUCGUGGGGCUGCUGGGGUAAGGGAUGGUUAAUGCAGCUCCCCCGCACGGAGUCCUUGGGCUGGGAGGAGGCAGCGCCACGGGAGAGAUGGGAGCAGGGAUGGGGCACCCCCGUAUCUCCUCCGAGGGCACGGGGAGAGGCGUAGAAGCAGCCCUGGGCCGUGCUUGUAACGUCCUCGGCCUUUCCUGCAAUAAACCUAGAUUUCGCUC
Messenger RNA from Meleagris gallopavo (turkey), 2589 nucleotides. The record is from RefSeq and is a predicted model, not a curated record. Lineage: Eukaryota; Metazoa; Chordata; Aves; Galliformes; Phasianidae.